AACCAACCCCCCCCCAAAGACAGGUAUAGCUCUCCCACUGUCCCUCCCGCACUCUGCGUGUUCAUCUGCGUGCAAAACACCCAAUUGCCCAUCAAGAACAUCAAUCUUUCAUCAUCACUUCAUCGUGCUAACACGGAUCGUGGCAUAGACCCCUUCUUCUCGUUCCUCUGCGGAUAUAUACCCUGUGUUAGCAUUGAAUUGAACUCUUCCAACGACAUGGCCGCUACUCUUUCUCCUCCCGGCGCCGCGCCCGGCACUGCCAAUGACAACAUCCGCCGUUUCACAGCUCCUUCGCGGCCACGAUCCCCUCCCCCGGAGCACACGCUCUUCCACCCCAAGACCAGAGCUUUCGUCUACGGACUGCAGCCCAAGGCUUCGCAGGGAAUGUUGGACUUUGACUUCAUCUGCAAGCGUUCGACUCCCAGUGUGGCGGCCAUCAUCUACCCCUUCGGUGGUCAGUUCGUAUCCAAGAUGUACUGGGGAACCUCGGAGACUCUGCUCCCAGUCUACCAGGAGGUCGACAAGGCUUGCGAGAAGCACCCUGAAGUCGACACGGUUGUCAACUUCGCCAGUUCUCGUUCCGUCUACAGCAGCACGUUGGAGUUGAUGAACAAGCCCCAGAUCAAGACCAUCGCCAUCAUCGCCGAGGGUGUGCCCGAGCGUCGUGCCCGUGAGAUCCUGCACAUUGCCCAGAAGAAGGGAAUCACCAUCAUCGGUCCCGCCACCGUCGGAGGCAUCAAGCCCGGAUGCUUCAAGAUUGGAAACACCGGCGGUAUGAUGGACAACAUCGUCGCCUCGAAGCUCUACCGCCCCGGAUCGGUCGGUUACGUCUCGAAGUCCGGUGGUAUGAGUAACGAGUUGAACAACAUCAUCGCCGCGGUGACCGACGGUGUCUCCGAGGGUGUUGCCAUCGGAGGUGAUCGGUACCCCGGUACCACCUUCAUCGACCACUUGCUCCGAUACGAGGCCGAUCCCGCGUGCAAGAUCCUCGUCCUGCUCGGAGAGGUCGGAGGUGUCGAGGAGUACCGUGUGAUCGAGGCCGUCAAGAACGGAACCAUCAAGAAGCCCAUCGUCGCCUGGGCCAUCGGAACCGUGGCUUCCAUGUUGACGACCGAGGUCCAGUUCGGCCACGCCGGUUCCUUCGCCAACUCUCAGCUCGAGACCGCCGGUGCCAAGAACCAGGCCAUGCGUGACGCUGGCUUCCACGUUCCCGAGACUUUCGAGGAGUUCCCCGAGGCGCUCAAGGUCGUCUACGACAAGUUGGUUGCCGACGGUACGAUCGUGCCCAAGGCGGAGCCCACUCCCCCAAAGAUCCCGAUCGACUACUCGUGGGCCCAGGAGCUCGGACUCAUCCGCAAGCCUGCUGCCUUCAUCUCGACCAUCUCGGACGACCGUGGUCAGGAGCUUCUCUACGCCGGUAUGCCCAUCUCGGAUGUCUUCAGGGAGGACAUCGGUAUCGGCGGUGUGAUGUCUCUUCUGUGGUUCCGUCGUCGUCUACCCGCAUACGCCUCCAAGUUCCUGGAGAUGGUUCUGAUGUUGACUGCCGACCACGGCCCCGCCGUGUCCGGUGCCAUGAACACCAUCAUCACCACCAGAGCUGGAAAGGACUUGGUCUCGUCGCUGGUUUCCGGCCUGUUGACCAUCGGUGAGCGAUUCGGAGGAGCUUUGGACGGCGCUGCCGCCGAGUUCACUGGUGCCUUCGACAAGGGCCUCAGCCCCCGAGACUUUGUUGACACCAUGCGCAAGCAGAACAAGCUCAUUCCCGGUAUCGGCCACAAGGUCAAGUCGCGCAACAACCCCGAUCUCCGUGUCGAGCUGGUCCGGGAGUACGUCAUCAAGCACUUCCCUACUCACAAGCUCCUCGACUACGCAUUGGCCGUCGAGACGGUCACCACCAGCAAGAAGGACAACCUGAUCCUCAACGUUGAUGGAUGUAUCGCCGUGUGCUUCGUCGACCUGAUCCGCAACUGCGGUGCCUUCUCUCCGGAGGAAGCCGAGGAAUACCUCAAGAACGGUGUGCUGAACGGUCUGUUCGUCCUCGGACGUUCGAUCGGUCUCAUUGCCCACUACCUCGACCAGAAGAGGCUGCGUACCGGUCUCUACAGACAUCCUUGGGACGACAUCACCUACCUCCUGCCCAACCUCCAGGGUAACGCGCCUGGUAACGAGGGUCGUGUCGAGGUUACCAUUUAGACACCUGGGUAUAGAGCGGGAUAAAUCUUUUUCUUUCUUUGAGAGGCUUUUUUACUGUUUGUAAUCUGGGUUGGGGAUGGUUGGUGGGGCGCUGUUUUUCGUUUCUGGCUGUUUCUACUCAAAAGGAUGGUGGAUGAUGACUAUGUGGAUAUGGGGGGUGGUAGUGAAUGAUUGACGCUGUUGUAUCCAACUUUGAGUGAUGAAUGUCAAAUAUCAUGCAUCCGUAAAAGCAAGUGCCCAACGCCUUUUGUGUGUAGGAUGCUGCUAUCUAGACAUCUCCAGCAUCAAUCUUCAGAUCCCCCAUCCUGUCCUCCGUUGUCUCGGGUGCCUUCCCCUUCCUCCUCCCCUUCCCACCCUUCUUGCCACCCCUUCCGCCCUCUACACCCGUUGUAUCAGUCUUGAGCUCUUCCACCCCGCUCUCCCCUUCCGCCCCCU
Tricharina praecox is the source of this 2628-nucleotide messenger RNA. RefSeq names its product citrate synthase-like protein. The record is from RefSeq and is a predicted model, not a curated record. Lineage: Eukaryota; Fungi; Ascomycota; Pezizomycetes; Pezizales; Pyronemataceae. Bases 217 to 2193 code for a protein of 658 amino acids. Gene Ontology annotation, molecular function: ATP citrate synthase activity. The transcript is spliced from 5 exons. Gene Ontology annotation, biological process: fatty acid biosynthetic process; tricarboxylic acid cycle; acetyl-CoA biosynthetic process. Gene Ontology annotation, cellular component: cytosol.